AAGAGCGAGUAAAUAGACUCCUACCCACUCAUUCAUUCAAUCAUACCCUUUCCACCUUCUCUCCCCACCACUCCCAAACUGUUGCCCCCACCCUGGUUUUUUCAUCCCGCACCGUCCCUUUAGCAUCCCUCCCAACCAAAUCCCCUCAAAACCAAAACAAAAGAAAACAGACAAAGAGAAAAAAAAGUGAGGGAAUAAAUAAGCUCUUAUUUCAUAUUAUAUACGAAGCCAUCAUCGUAACUUCAAUCCUCUACUGCUUCCUCUUCUUCUUCGGCGCAUGUACAGGGCCCCUUUUUGGCUCCGGAGAUCGGAAAAUGUCGGCGCAAAUCACCACCGAGCAUGUUUGCUACGUCCACUGUAACUUCUGCAAUACCAUCCUCGCGGUUAGUGUCCCAGGCAACAAUUUGCUCAACGUUGUAACUGUCAGAUGCGGGCAUUGUACUAAUCUGCUGUAUGUAAACAUGAGUGGUUUGCUUCAAACAGUCCCUCUUCAAGAAAUUCAGGCUCACAAUGUGGGGUCCGAAGAUCAUCGUGUGGAGUGUGGAUCAUCAUCCAAAUGCAGCAGGACUUCUCUAAUGUACUCAAUGCUGAAUGAUCAACAGCAAACGCUACCAAUACGUCCCCCGGAGAAGAGACAGCGUGUUCCUUCUGCAUACAAUAGGUUUAUCAAAGAAGAGAUACAAAGGAUAAAGGCUAACAAUCCAGACAUUAGCCAUAGGGAAGCUUUCAGCACUGCAGCAAAGAAUUGGGCACAUUUUCCUCACAUCCAUUUUGGGCUGAAUCUCAAUGGUAAUAAACAAGUAAAGCUUGAUGAUGCUAUUGCUGCACCAGGUGGCCAAAAACCUCAGCGUUUCUAUUGAGAAGCUUAUAUUGCCAUGAGGUUCUGCUAUAUUUAUUUUUGAACUUUACAAGUCAAAGUAUGAGGUUGUAAUCCUAAGAUCACUAUAUUAAUGGUCCUGUAUACUAGAAUUUAUUUGUGGAAAGAGGAUAAUGUUUAAGCACUUGGUGAUUGGAUGUGUAGUAAGUUCAAA
Messenger RNA from Phoenix dactylifera (date palm), 1031 nucleotides. RefSeq names its product protein YABBY 2-like. Lineage: Eukaryota; Viridiplantae; Streptophyta; Magnoliopsida; Arecales; Arecaceae. Gene Ontology annotation, cellular component: nucleus. Gene Ontology annotation, biological process: abaxial cell fate specification; cell fate commitment; multicellular organism development. The record is from RefSeq and is a predicted model, not a curated record.